Molecule: messenger RNA, 3068 nt
Organism: Tarenaya hassleriana
Lineage: Eukaryota; Viridiplantae; Streptophyta; Magnoliopsida; Brassicales; Cleomaceae
Product: tuberculostearic acid methyltransferase UfaA1-like
Exons: 14
Coding region: 1516-2838 (440 amino acids)
Biological process (GO): lipid biosynthetic process
Molecular function (GO): methyltransferase activity
Source: RefSeq, a predicted model, not a curated record
AUACGCAUAAGGACGCAGGCCCUCUGUUUCAGAUUGGAAGAAGACGCUGCAAAUAUUUCUGAGCAUUUCUUAUCCCUCUUUUUAUUUAUUUAUGAAUUUCCGUUCAAUUGUUGUGGUUAUUCCUGUAUUUACCAUGUUUUGUGGGUUAGGAAUUUAUGGGUUUGUAAGGAUUAUGUGUGUUUAAUAUUUCUCUGUAAUCAUGAACUCUGUGAAUUGGUUUGAAUGAGUGAAUUUUAAUAUUGCAAUUCUUGCUGGCCACUUGACUUGUAAAUUCUAGGAUUUAAAUUUACAUAGAAAUAUAAAAUUCGAAUCCGGAAACCAUCCAUUCGUUUAGGUGAUUUUCCAUCGAGAGGUGGUCAUAUCACUUAGGAAUUAUGAUAGUAAACUUAAUGCUCUUAGGAGUUUUACUCUAUUUAGAACCGAGAGGUCGGUAGUUUAGAACUCGUAGGAAGUGAGGAGAGAGACUCGAGAGAGUAAUCUCCUCUAUAGAAAGAGCUUGAAUUCCCCAUAUCACAAUCAUAGUCACUGAGAUAAAUCUGUAGAAAUGAUCCUUACCAACCCUUAAAUUCCGAUACUUGCAAUGUUUUAAUUAAAUUAUCUUGAAACCACUAUCUGCAUUUUCAUCAUUUUAUAAUCACCAUCAUCACCACUCAAAAUUAUCGUCUCGACCGAAAUCGAGUAGAACCCGUAAUUGUAUUAUUAAUGUCCAUGCGUCCCUGUGUUCGACCCAGUAGCGGACCCACACCAAAUUUUAAUUGAGGGCAUAGAUAUAUAAUAAUGUAUAUAUAUACCCAAUAAAAAAAGAAAUGGCAUGAAAAAAUCAAUUAUACAAAGACAUAUUUUUAACAACAUUGGUGGCACGUGUCCCCAUUGGUCAUAACGUGGAUCCGCCACUGGUUCGACCCUAGAUACUGCGAUUGACCCGUGCACUUGCGGUAGUUGAAUCUAGAAAAAUAAAACGAGAUUAGAUCACACCCUAGAUUAACAUCAGAUGUGAAUGUGAUCUCAUGUUUAUGCGGAUAAAUCUUGGACAGUGUGUUAAUGUGAAUGCUAUCCCAUGUCUGAUAAAUCUUAAUCCAACAAAAUUGUUACCACAUAAUUUUAGAUUUUUUUUUUCCAAUUUUUAAAGAAAUAUAAAAUACAUAUAUACACACACUAAAUUUUAUAAUGAAAAAAUCAUCUAAAAAUAUAAAAUGAUAUGUAUUAGUGACGGUGUACUCGACUUCAAAUGGUUGUAUUUUUUCCCUUUUUCCUUUCUUUUUCCCUUUAUCAAGUUGAUUAAUUUUUCUAGUAGAAUUAAAUUUCGUAUAUUUAAUUAAAUUCCUUUGGAAAGUGGCAAUAUUAAAAAUACGACAUCAAUCUAGCCGCCAUCAUUUUAAAAUAUACAAUAUGGUGUAGAAAUACAGGCUGUCAAAUAUUCCGUUUUAGCUUCUGUAUUAUUGCUAUUAUUGGUCGUUUUUGUAAAGUCGACGGUUUCAUCUCCAUCUUUCAGGCUAUCAAAUCGGGAAAGUACAUAUGGCUCCGUCUUUUGUAGAAACAGCGGCCAGGGCUUUCGUCACCAGAUUCAUGGGGCAGUACAUCUCAACCGGUUACGUGACUCUGGUAGAAGAUGGAGGAACAACGUUCGAGUUCGGUGGGAAACAUCCGAAAUGCACCUUGAAAUCCGUCAUGAAGAUCCACAGUCCUCAGUUUUACUGGAAGGUCAUGACCGAGGCGGACAUAGGCCUUGCGGAUGCUUACAUCAGUGGAGAUAUUUCGUUCGCUGACAAGGACGAAGGGCUCCUGAAUUUGAUCGUGAUUCUCAUAGCUAAUAGAGAUCUCAACUCAUCGAAAUCAAAUCUUGCAGAGAAAAGGCGCUGGUGGAAACCGAUGUUUUUCACUGCUGGUUUGGCGUCAGCAAAGUACUUUCUAAAGCAUGUGUUUAGAAAGAACACCUUAACACAAGCUCGUAGGAACAUUUCCGAUCACUAUGAUUUGAGUAACGAGCUGUUUGCUCUAUUUAUGGACGAGACGAUGGCAUACUCGUGUGCGGUAUUCAAGUCCGAUGACGAGGAUCUGAGAACAGCACAGACGAGAAAAAUUUCUCUUCUGAUUGAUAAGGCGAGAAUUGAGAAGAACCACGAGGUUUUGGAGAUCGGGUGCGGUUGGGGAACCUUAGCUAUAGAAGUUGUAAGAAGAACUGGAUGCAAAUACACCGGCAUUACCUUAUCGAUCGAACAACUUAAAUACGCCGAAGCAAAGGUCAAAGAAGAAGGGCUUGAGGAUCGGAUUACGUUUGAGCUCCGCGAUUACCGUCAACUAUCUGAUUCGCGUAAAUACGACAGGAUUAUAUCUUGCGAGAUGAUAGAAGCGGUUGGGCAUAAAUUCAUGGAGACGUUUUUCAACCGCUGUGAAUCCGCGCUUGCGGAAGAGGGCUUACUUGUUCUGCAAUUUUCAGCGGUACCCGAUUCACGUUACGACGAGUCUAGGUUGAGUCCAGGUUUCAUUACGGAAUAUAUCUUUCCCGGCGCAUGCCAUCCUUCUUUAGCCAGGGUAACAUCUGCCAUGGCUUCUUCAUCAAGGUUGUGCAUCGAACACGUUGAGAACAUUGGGAUCCAUUACCACAAGACUCUAAGAUGUUGGAGACAGAAUUUCUUAAAGAGACAAGAAGAAGUCAAGGCUAUCGGAUUCGACGAGAAAUUCAUCAGAAAGUGGGAAUAUUACUUCGACUACUGCGCAGCUGGUUUCAAAACACUUGCACUUGAAGUCUACCAGGUGGUGUUUUCUCGUCCCGGAAACACGACAAUGUUCGGAGAUCCGUACAUGAGCUACCCUUCUGCUCGUUGUUCCUGCCCUUAAACCGAGAGCUACAUGAACGUUUCGGGUUCUUUAUCAUCAAUACAUAAAUACUUCACUCUUGCUUUUCCUGGUCCUGUAUAAUUUGUUUUGUUGUAUGAAUAAGAGCUUUCAUGAUUAAUGGCUCUGCGGCUGUGUUUAACACAACAAGUGAGUGUUUACUGUCAAUGUGAUUCCAUGUAUCUUGAUGAAUCUUGAACACUUCCAGACAACAUGUGAGUGUUAAAUGUGAA